UAUAUAUAUAUUCGAUAGUGGAAGUUAGCAGGUUGAAAAGACGAGCUAAUCUUUCUUGGGGGUAAAUAAUGGUGAAAACGCCGUGACGAUGGACCCGAAGACACUGGACGUUUUGUGGAAGAUCAGACGAGCAAAAAGCUUUAUUUCCACAAGCGGAUAAUUUACUGACUCGAGGGAUUUAACAGGUUAUUGGGUAACCUGGCUAGCAGCUUAGCAUACAAUGAUCAGCCAGAAAGCUGCUAAGCUAAGCUAAGCUAGAUAGCUAGCUAAUUAGCCAGUUAGCCGAGGAACUAGCAAUAGCAUACACGUUCACUGGCCAGCACAUGACAAACAUAUGCUGAUUUAAAAAGUAUAAGAAUGUUUCGUUAUUUAAUCCGGAGACUUUUUUUUUGUCCUUACUGGAUGUCUGUAAGAGUUUAAACCCCGUUUAGGAGAAAGUGGCCUAGCUAACGAGGCUAAAUGAAUACAGUGUACAGGAGUUACUAGCUUUUAGCUCUGUUUGUGUUAGCCGACCUCCGAUACCGGCUUGGUUCUAAAAAACGAGUUCGGACCUGGACAAUGAAAUGAAAUGAAUUGUUAAUGAUCUCACAGCUUCAGCCAGUUUCUAGUUAGUUAGCUAGAAACUAAAUUGUAUAGAAUGAGGUAAUGAAACGGUGGCUAAUGAUAUUCUGGCCUAGACCUGGUGCCUCAGUGAUGUGUGAUGUUAACCUGGUGAUUUAAAUACGUUUCAGCAUCAUUUCGUGUUGCAUAGUGUUUAUCUUUAUGACAUGGACCAGGUUGGUUGCUUUAUUCUGAAAGCUGGAGACACUGGAGAUCUUAAGAUUAUAAAGAAGUUGUCCAUGUUUGUAUCUCGCACACAGUAGUCUUAAAGCCCCUAGAUAAUAUUACUAAUUUUACUUUCAUAUCUAAAAAAGUUCAAAUUUUGUGCACAAUAUCAUUUAAAUCCUACUACUUUGUAUAUAGGUCUAAACAUUUCACUCACUUAAGAGACUGAUAGGCUUUAAUUUCGAAUACACAGGCCUGCAAGUUUUUAUUGCUUUGAUUGUUUGUAUUUGUUGAAGCUUUUUUUGGGGGGGGGGGACAGUUGUUACGAAACCAAAACCAGAGUGGUGGUCGUUCAAAGGCAACGUUUUCAUGUGGUCAUCUUUCAAAGAACAUCCUUUCCACUGUCAAAGGUCAAACAGAGGAUCAUGUGAUCCACCACUAUCAGUCAAUGAGAACUGUCAGGGGAAACCUUCUUUGACACGUCGAUGAACGUCCGGCUGUCGUUGCCAAUGGAAAUGAUAAAGCAGGGACUUUAAGAAAGGAGGGAUUUGAGCUACGUGGCAGUGGUGAAAAGAUGGGCUCUCAAGCACUACAGAUUUUGCGCCAGGGGGUAUGGGCUUCGCUGACCGGAGGCUGGUACGUGGACCCCCAUCAGAGCACCUUCUCCAACUGCUUCCACCUCUACCUCUGGAUAUUCCUUCUGGCCUUCCCUUUCCUUCUGUACAUGGCUCUGCCACCCACUGUAGUGGUAGCUGGGGUCUACUGUGUAGUGGUGGCUGUCUUCUUCACUGCUAUUAAGGUGGUGAAUUUUCGCCUGCAUACAAUGUUUGACUUGGGAGAUAUCGUGGAGAAGAGGCAGGCCUCGCUGACCACAGACCUUCAGAGAGUGGAGGAAGGUGACGAGGGCUCGGGAGCUAAUGAUAGCAGCCAACACCGGGGCAGUGGUGUCGGUGUGGAGAUGACUGUAUUCAGAAAGGUGAACUCAACACCUCCAGUGCGUUGCAGCUCCCAGCAUUCUUUGUUCGGACUGAACCAAGUGUCGGAAUUUUUGCCACAACUUGAGGACCCUGGAGGUUCUAAGGACCUCAAAGAGCAGGACAUUGACGGUCUGACCUCAGCACACAGAGAGGUUCUUCGGCAUUCACAUGAUGCAAUCAGAGUCAGUGGUGUUGUUCAGUCCUGUCUUGCUGCGGCCAUUGCUGGAGACUUUCCCAGUCUUUUGGGAGUGGGUGGAGUGAGGUCUGCAGGCUUUGGGAGCCUGCCCCUGCAUGACUGUCCCUCUAUCCCACCUUCACCAUCCAGCCAGGAGGAUGGAGAAGAGAAAGAUACAUCAGUGGCCUGCAACAGCGUGCUGGAGCAGCAGGUGCACCGAAGACCAGAGGAGCCUCGUAUGGGUGGCUAUUCCCCACUCGGCCCUUCAGCUGAGUCUGAAAGCUUGGGUGAUGCCCCUCUCAGCCCGCUCAUCAAGAGCAGCUUGAGCGAAGAACUGAGUGAGAACCUGCUUGGCCUUGGUCUUGACCCAAUGACCUUUGGACCUGGAGUAGAGCAGCCAUGUCGCCACGGUGGUGUAGCGCUGAUGGCUGGAUCAACAGACAGUUGCGUGGCCACUGACCGAGAGACUUUGAGCACAGUUAGCAGCUACCGUAGUGAGAAAACAGACUCUACACAGCUUGAGAGCCCAUCGCUGGGCCAGCAGCACCAAUCAGUCCCUACUCCCUCUUCUGCGGUUCUAGUUAAGGGUUCUUGCCAGCAGCCAGAGGACCUUGCAUUCCUGGGAGGCAGUGACACGGAUGAUCUCUCGGAUAGUGAACUGCUGCGAUCUCCCUCCAAAGAACUGCACCCUGGACAGGGACUCGAUCGAACUCUGGUGGAGGGUGAGGAUGCACCGGCACAGCUCCCAUCCCUGCAAGAUUCUUCCCCUUCUAGUAGUAGUGACCCCUCAGAGGCCUGUGAUCAGGCUCGGGCCAUAACCAUUCCCCCUGUACCCCCUCCACGCCAGGCAGGCUCUGUGCACUCGGGUCUGGUGUGCUCUGAACCUGCCCUGGCUGUCACUUCUGCACCCUACCUGCUGGUUGAACCACCUUCCCUACAGGUUCAGCAGCAGCAGGUGGUGCGCCCCAAAGACUUGAAACUUCUCCGUGCUGGAGGUAGUGUGGCCCAGCGACCCGGGCGCAGGAAAGCACAGCGUAAACGUGGUGCUGCUGGCAGCAGCAGUUUUGACUGUGGCUCGUAUCGACGCCGGCACCAUGGACGUAGCCAAUGCAGAGACUAUGUGCCUGUGCGCAGCAGGCUAGGCGCCAAAGCUUACAGCGAAAGCCUGUUUGAGGACUCCAGUGAUGAGGACGAUGGCAGUGAUGCUAGCGCUGCCUCCAGCCUGGGCUCUCAGCGGCGUUUCAGUUCAGACGACGAGGAUGAGGAUGACUCGAGUUCGUCUACCUCCUGCUAUUCCCCAGAUCCAGGAAUUGCCUCUCAACCUGUCCCUGUCCCACAGCUGCCUAGCCCCAACGAGGGAAAAGACCCGGCCGCAGUAGGCCCACCACAUACUCGCAGUGCACAGCGCUCAGCCAGCACAGCAAGUGCCAAGACUCAUGCCAGGGUGCUUAGUAUGGAUGGUGCUGGUGGAGGCCACACUAGCACAGGAACUCUGGCUUCCACCAUUUUGCCAUUAGCAGCUGCUUCCACUUCUGCUCCACGACCUCUUACCAUGUCAAAGUCUGACCUGGAGGCUCGCACUGGACACUCUGAGGUUUUUCCCAGGGCUCACAGGCUUGACUCUCUGGGAGGCUCGUGGGCUGGAAACCAGACCGGUUGGAGGGCAGGGGACCUGCUGGAAGAAGGUGCUGUGGGAGGAGCUUUGGCCUCUGAGGAAGGAAGUAAACAGGACCCCAUAAGCAGCGUAAAGAGGACGCAGGCUAUCCGCAGAAGACAUAAUGCAGGCAGUAACCCUACACCUCCCCCAUCCACCAUGGGAUCUCCACCAAGCCUUCAAGAUCUUCAACGGGCCCAUGUAUCUUCCCAUUCCCGUGCACGUGCCCUCCCUACAGCCCUACAGUUCGCCUCCUCGCUGCUGCUGCCUAGAAGUGGAGUGCAUGAAGCGUCUACAUUUGACGAUACCUCUGAGGGAGCCAUACACUACUUUUACGAUGAGAGUGUGAAUCGUUAUUCCUCAGGUAUUAAAAGAUCUUACACAUUUGGACCUGCAGGAGGAGGUUAUGAGGACCCACUGCAGGAGCGUGAGAGACAGUCCCAGUCCUCCAGCUUUACCUCAAAUGAUGUGCAGGAUGUGGCUCCGGCAUUAUCCUUGCUGCAGCCUAGACCUGUGGUCCUCCAGGGCAUGCAGGUGCGCAGGGUGCCUUUGGAGAUGCCUGAGUUUGACCUGGAUCAUGAGUCCUUGCAGGAAUCUCAGGAAAACACGCUGAUGAUCGAAGAGAAAGCCAAGCCGAAACAGUACUACAAGUUCUGGGUGCUGCCGGGAAAGUGGCUUAGAGUGCGCUAUGACCGGCUGGCACUUCUGGCCUUACUGGAUAGGAAUCGGCGGGUUGGCGAGAAUGUGUUUGCGGUGGUGUUGGCCAGCCUGGUGGCCUUUCUUGGCUUCUUACUGCUGCUGCACGGCUUCUUCCGGGACAUCUGGGUCUUCCUGUUCUGCUUGGUCAUCGCCAGCUGUCAGUACUCCUUAUUGAAGAGCGUGCAGCCCGACGCAGCCUCCCCAAUGCAUGGUCACAACUGGAUCAUCGUGUACAGCCGGCCGGUGUAUUUCUGCUUGUGCUGUAUGCUGAUUUGGGUCUUUGACUUUGCCGGCCAUUCCAGCAACCUGCAGCCUUUCUCACUAUAUGGAGUCACCUUCUUCUCUGCCCACUUCCUGCUGUGUGCCAGAGACAUGCUCAUAGUUUUCACCCUGUGUUUUCCAGUAAUCUUCCUCUUCGGACUUCUACCUCAGGUCAACACUUUUGUCAUGUGUUUGCUGGAGCAGAUUGACAUGCACAUGUUUGGUGGAACUGCCACUACAAGCCCCCUGUCCUCAAUCUUCAGUCUGUUACGCAGUGUCUUAGUAGCUGCUCUGGUUUAUGGCUUUUGCCUUGGUGCUAUCAAUGCCCCAUGGGGAGAGGCUCAUGUUCCAGUGCUCUUCUCUGUAUUCUGUGGCCUCCUUCUUGCCUUAUCAUACCACUUAAGCAGGCAAAGCAGUGAUCCCACCGUCCUGUGGUCUUUUGUACGUUCCAAAUUCUUUCCAGAGCUGGAAAGCAGGUCUCCUGAGGAGCCUCCUUUGGAGAUCAAGGACCCACUGCCAGAGAAACUGCGUAACUCUGUGAAGGAGAUUUUACACUCGGACCUGGUUAUGUGUCCUCUCAUGGCCAUUAUCAGCUUUGCCAUCAGUGCCAGUACCGUCUUUAUUGCUCUGCAGCCUGCUCUCAGUUUUGUCCUAUAUAUUCUGGCUGGGGUGGUGGGCUUUCUUACUCACUACUUACUGCCUCAGUUUCGCAAGCAGCUGCCCUGGUUCUGCCUGGCUCACCCAGUCCUACGCUCUCGAGAGUACAGCCAGUUUGAGGUUCGGGAUGCAGCUCAUCUCAUGUGGUUUGAGAAACUCUAUGCCUGGCUCCAGUGUGUAGAGAAGUAUUUUAUCUACCCGGCUGUGGUGCUCAACUCCCUGACUACAGAAGCCCACACCAUCAGCCAGAACCCUGACAAACCUGGCACAUAUGGUCGAGCUCUGUUCAUCUCCAUGGCUGGAAUGAAGCUGCUUCGCUCAUCCUUCUGCACACCCUCUCAACAAUUUGUUACUCUUUGCUUCACCGUCCUCUUCUUCCAGUUCGACUAUCCUCGCUUCUCCGAAACCUUCCUGCUUGACUACUACUUCAUGUCCAUCCUCUUUAGCAAGCUGUGGGACCUAUUGUAUAAGCUGCGCUUUGUGCUGACCUACAUCGCUCCGUGGCAGAUUACAUGGGGCUCUGCGUUUCAUGCCUUCGCCCAGCCAUUUGCUGUGCCCCACUCCGCCAUGUUGUUUGUGCAGGCUCUGUUCUCUGCCCUUUUCUCCACUCCUCUCAAUCCUGUGCUGGGCAGCGCCGUCUUUGUCACCUCCUACACUCGCCCUGUCAAGUUCUGGGAGCGGGACUAUAACACAAAAAGGGUGGAUCACUCGAAUACACGUCUGGCCACUCAGCUCGACCGUAACCCUGGUGCUGAUGACAACAACCUAAACUCUAUCUUUUAUGAGCACCUGACCCGCUCACUGCAGCAUUCUCUGUGUGGAGACUUGCUACUGGGCCGCUGGGGCACCUACAACACCGGUGACUGCUUCAUCCUGGCAUCGGACUACCUCAAUGCCCUUGUGCACCUCAUUGAAAUCGGCAAUGGGCUCGUCACCUUCCAGCUCAGAGGCCUGGAGUUCAGAGGUACAUAUUGUCAGCAGCGAGAGGUGGAGGCCAUCACCGAGGGGGUGGAGGAGGAUGAGGGUUGUUGCUGCUGUGAGCCAGGCCACCUGCCUCACAUGUUGUCCUUCAACGCAGCCUUUGGCCAGCGCUGGCUCGCUUGGGAGGUUGCUGCUACCAAAUAUGUCCUGGAAGGCUACAGUAUCAGCGACAACAACGCUGCCUCUAUGCUGCAAGUAUUUGAUCUGCGCAAGAUUCUAAUCACCUACUAUGUCAAGAGUAUCAUCUACUAUGUGAGCCGCUCACCCAAGCUGGAGGAGUGGCUGUCCAAUGAGACGGUGCAGGAGGCAUUAAAACCGUGUCUCAGUGCUUCCUAUGUUGACAGUGACCCCACCUUCAACCUAAACAUCGAUGAAGACUAUGACCAUCGAGCCUCUGGCAUCACCCCAGCUGCCUUCUGUAUGAUCUAUCUGGACUGGAUCCAGUACUGCAACAGCCGCAGACAGACGCCUGUGGACAGUGAAAGAGAAUCCCCUCUGGUCAUGCUCUGUUUUGGGCUUUGCAUUCUGGGCCGCCGGGCUCUCGGCACAGCGUCCCACAGCAUGUCCGCAAGCCUGGAGCCCUUCCUCUAUGGCCUGCAUGCUCUGUUCAAAGGCGAUUUCCGGAUCACCUCACCAAGGGACGAGUGGGUGUUUGCAGACAUGGACCUUCUGAACCGAGUGGUGGCACCUGGUGUGCGCAUGUCCCUCAAACUGCACCAGGACCACUUUACGUCUCCAGAUGAGUAUGAGGAUCCAGCUGUGCUGUACGACGCCAUCACUGCUAAUGAAGAAAAGAUGCUGAUCUCUCAUGAAGGAGACCCGGUGUGGCGCAGCGCCAUUCUGGCCAACAUGCCCUCACUUUUGGCCCUGCGUCAUGUCAUGGACGACGGCAGUGACGAGUACAAGAUCAUCAUGCUGAACAAGCGCUUUCUCAGCUUCCGAGUCAUAAAGGUGAACAGAGAGUGUGUGCGUGGACUGUGGGCCGGGCAGCAGCAGGAGCUGGUCUUUCUGCGGAACCGAAACCCUGAGCGUGGCAGCAUCCAGAAUGCCAAGCAAGCGCUGCGCAACAUGAUCAACUCAUCCUGCGAUCAGCCUAUCGGUUACCCCAUCUAUGUCUCCCCUCUUACCACCUCAUACGCUGGAGGUCACAGCCAGCUCCGGUCCGUCUGGGGAGGGCCUAUAAGCCCCCACAACAUCUACACAUGGUUUAUCAGCAGCUGGGACAGGCUACAGAAGGGCUGUGGUGCAGGCUGCAACAGUGGAGGGAAUAUAGAAGACUCUGACUGCGGCGGUGGAUCUUCCUCCAUCAGUAACAAUCCUCCCCAGAGCACCGCACCCACUGUUUCUCAGUCCCACCUUCCCACUGUGCAGCCAUCCAUGGGAACUGACAAUCCUGUUGGACCGAGCUGGCCUGUCCAUUCGCAGCCCCUUCCCUUGACCCUGCUUAGCCAAUCCGAGGGCCGGAUGGACGCAGGCUUGGUAAACUCUCUCCAGCGCACUUCCUCCAUUCAGGGCCUCCUGGGUCAGCACCUGUCUAGCUCACAGCUAUCCUUCAGUGCAUCUGUGGCUGUGCCACCCACUGAGCGGUUCUGUCCAGGCAGCUUGCAGGACAGUACCAGCCACAGAGCCUCUCAGAGGGGCAUCAGCAUGGGGCUUGGACAUGGAAGUGGCCUGCACUAUGAUGCCAUCUAUAGCAAGUGGAGUUUGUCAGGCAGGAAAGGCUUUAAUGGGCCAGCAGCAGUGGAAGGGGACGGAGGCUUGUCUCAUUGCAUCCGCACACAGUCUGUCCCACCUGUCCCACCCACUGAUGUCAGCCCAACACUGGAUUCAGUGGGUAUUUCUGUGCCCACAGAGACCACACCCCUUACAUCAGAUCCUCCCAGUUUACGGGAGGAGGCUACCGAACUGCCUUUACUUGAUCACCUGCGCUGAGCCUCUACACAGAUUAACCUGCACAAAGGCCUAGACCAAGUAAAGCUGGGAUCUGGAGCCGGUCUCCUGGUGAAACCAUGCUCGUUCUAGCUGAUAAAAAGACCUGGAAGCUUUGUUACUUGAGGUCAAGAUUAACUCUCAACCGAUUUUUGCGCUUUGUGCUUUUGCAGUGAUUGAUAUUAUUUAAAGCAUUUUUUUUGCUUAUUUUGUAUGGGAGCACAUUUUAAGAAAGGGUUCUGUACAGCAAAAUAACUUUUAGGUCACACCCCUGUAAGGCCAAGCUAUAAAACAUGUGAACCUCUGCUCACUAUAUUAAAAAAAAUAGUUCUGAUCACUAUUUCGGCUUAAUGGGUGAGAAGCCAAAAAAAAAAUGCCAAGCCAGUACAAUCUAAAGUAAUAUUUCUCCGUGUGUGGGGGUGUGAAGAUUCUUAGAAACUGGAUACAAAUCCUUUGCUUCAGCAAAAAAAGGGAAGAGACCACAAGCUGAAAGCUGAAAGCUCUCUCCUCACAUCCACCGUUCAACCACCUCGGCUGCUGAGCAUAACAAAGUCAGCAGGGUUUUCAUCUACAGCAGAAACAGAAGAAUCAUCAUUCCUGUUCUACAGACACGGAUCUUGCUAACCACCACCCCACACCCUACUCUCCCCACUGUUUCCUUUUCCCAGAGUUCAUUUCCAGCACUCUGGAGAAUUAACGUAAAGCAAUUCUAAAUAAAGCAGAAUACUUUAAUUUCCAGUGCCCACAGAAGGGUAUGUCUCGGUUGACGUCGAAAACCAAUGACAACCGAGUUAGCCAGUUUCAGGGGAAAGAUGUCGAUAGGUAUGUGGACAUAUUUAAGUAUAGACACUUCCCCUGACUUUUGGUGCUCUUCCUUGCAUAGUUUACAGUCCAUUUAAGGAAAGGACAAAAACGGAGAACCCUGAAAAUGUCCAGGGUGCAAACCUGAAGCAAAAGCAUCAACUAAUUCAGAUCCGUUUUACCCGUCAGAAUGAUGCUAUGACUUCACACCUUCAAAUCUUUAUAUAUGUAGACCACAGUUUAGCUUGUGACCCUUUUUUCCCCCUGUACAAGGCCUACCCUUUCUACCCAGCGGUCUCUGGACAUGCUGGAGUGGGAGGGAAACAGUGCUAGCUCUUUUUCCUCUUACUGCUGUCGAUCAGCAAGAACCUGCAGUACAGCUUCUCUUACUGUGAUACUACUGCUACUGCAACAUCCCCUCUACUACUAAUGGAACUAACCAAACUACUGCUCCUUUUGUCCUUUAAUCUCCAGCGUUUUAGUUGGAAGAACUUUGCAAAAACAAAUAAAGAUAUACACAAAAAAAACAACAAAAAAAAUUACAUAUUUAUUUGAUUGCUGUUUGAAGGUGGAGGGUGUGUUUAAUUUUUUUUUUUUCCUUUUCCCCUUGCAUCUGGUUGUCACUCGCUGAUGCUAGCUGGAAAGGCUGGAAAGAUAAUGCUACUCAGUUUUAGGGACCUUUUUGAAAUGUCUUCUUUCACACUCUCAAUCUCUUGUCUUAAAGUUUGCUUUAUAAUUCAACUGGAAUUAGAACAUCUUUAUGUUGAACUCAUCACCACAAUUCAAGAUCUUUCAGUCGAAGACCUCUCGUUUUGGCUCUGCUUUAUGCUCUCGUCUGUCGUUCUGUACAUAUAAGUGAAUUCUACAAUUUAUUGUAUGAGAAAUCCACCCACUGGUUCUCAUUCUUGUCAGAUAGAUAGAAUGACCACUUGUACCUAUUAGUAUAUAUUCCUAAACGAAAGCUAUUUAUAUUUCACUACACCUAGGUCAUUGUUAAAUCUACACUUCGGAAGUCAUUGAGCAAGUAGCCAAAAAAAAAAAAAAACAAUUUAACUGCCAUACAAAAUAGCCCAAUAGCUACCUUCAGUAUUCUGCAGUCACACUCCAUACAACCCUUUAAACUUGUAGGAAAUGUAAAGAAACUGUAACAAGGUCCUAAUUUUUGUGUUAAUCAGCACAGCAAUAUGAUAUUUAAAUCCUUCAGGUGUAGAAUUUUCUUUUCACGCAUGGUAGCACACAGAUAUCACAGAUGUUAGAGGAACACUAGGUUUAGAGUUCACUUGGCGUGCCUAGUCUGUCCUUGUGACAGCCACUAUCUAUCUUUGUGGUAAUGGCACUGUUUGCUUUAUCUUGCCUUUCUCAGGUUUUAAAACUUUUACUUUUUAUUAUUAUUAUUUUUUUUUUUUAUGAGAGAUCUUAUUUGGUCGUUCUGUUCCGACUCAUGCUUUUCAUGGACUGUCUGUCUGAUGCCCCUUUUAACAUUUUGACUGUACCUCCUCUAGAUGAUCCUGGGUUUGAUUUGGCUAGUGGUCUAAAUGUUUGUAGAACUAUUAGCCCAUUCCUCUGUGUAAUCUCUCCAAAGCUACAGGGAGUUCCUGUCCUGGUUUGGAGAAAGGCAAGCACAAGUUACUAUACAGUCCCUGGUGUCUGAGGUAAAAAAAGGGAUUGAAUGAAUCUCUGCCGUUUAUAAACGGUAUGUUUUGUAUAUAAGUAUAUAUAUAAAUAUAUAUUUAAAAGUAUAUAAAUCUAUUUUAUUAUUGGAUUAAUGAUUAUUUUUCAAAGACACUAUCACAGGGGAGCUGUUCUUAAAGCACUCUCUGACCUUCGAAUCAUAAGAGUUUUCGGAAGGAAAUCGAUUAAUACUGCUUUUGCACACAUUGUAAAAUAGUACAACAUCCCACUUUUUCUUUUUUCUUUUUUUUUAAAUCACCUUUUAGUUAUGUACGGGGUAUUGUUUUAUUUAAAAUCUGUUAUUCAAUAUUCAAAGGUUGUACAGAUUUUUUUAUGUGAUCUUUUCUUCUAUUUAAAUUAAAGCUUUUUUGUCAUCAUU
Molecule: messenger RNA, 10949 nt
Organism: Tachysurus fulvidraco (yellow catfish)
Lineage: Eukaryota; Metazoa; Chordata; Actinopteri; Siluriformes; Bagridae
Product: pecanex-like protein 3
Exons: 34
Coding region: 1340-8101 (2253 amino acids)
Cellular component (GO): membrane
Source: RefSeq, a predicted model, not a curated record